Notolabrus celidotus (New Zealand spotty) is the source of this 2619-nucleotide messenger RNA. It is a transcript of the gene golt1ba, whose product is annotated as golgi transport 1Ba. Gene Ontology annotation, cellular component: membrane; endoplasmic reticulum. NCBI's taxonomy places the organism in Eukaryota, Metazoa, Chordata, Actinopteri, Labriformes, Labridae. The coding region runs from base 139 to 555 and encodes 138 amino acids. Gene Ontology annotation, biological process: endoplasmic reticulum to Golgi vesicle-mediated transport; retrograde transport, endosome to Golgi. The transcript is spliced from 5 exons. The record is from RefSeq and is a predicted model, not a curated record.
GAAGGUGUGUUUCCGGAAGACGUGGCUGUUGCUGCAGUGGCAGCUGUCAUCUCUAAAAUACUGCUGGAGGAGAGUUAAAAUAGUUACUGUGAUCUUUUCUUUAUUUCUUUUAGUUGGACUUCUUCAUUCCCCGUCAACAUGAUUUCCCUCACGGACUCUCAGAAGAUUGGAAUGGGAUUAACAGGCUUCGGCGUGUUCUUCCUCUUCUUCGGGAUGAUCCUGUUCUUCGACAAAGCUCUCUUGGCGAUCGGAAACAUCCUGUUCGUCGCUGGACUCGCCUUCGUCAUCGGGCUGGAGAGGACUUUCCGUUUCUUCUUCCAGAAGCACAAGAUGAAGGCCACCAGCUUCUUCCUGGGCGGCGUGUUUGUGGUGCUGAUCGGCUGGCCCAUCAUCGGAGUCGUGCUGGAGGUCUACGGCUUCUUCCUCUUGUUCAGGGGUUUCUUCCCGGUAGUGGUGGGCUUCAUCAGGAGAAUACCGGUCCUGGGCUCCAUCCUAAACCUCCCCUUCAUCAGUGCAUACGUGGACAAAGUGGGCGAGAGCAACACGAUGGUAUAACAGAGACUCUUUGUACCCGGAGGAGCUGUGAGAGCAGCAGCUUUUAUAAAACAAAGUCCCAUCAGCUGAUUUAAAGCAGCGACCUGUCCCCCCUCCUCCUCCUCAUCCUCCUCAACCUCCUCCUCCUCCUCCUCCUUCAGCAGGCAGAGACUGCUUCCUGUCUGUCUGUAAUUUCACUGCUCAGCGCCACCAAUCAAAGGUUCAUCAGAGCGUCGCACCACCCGUCUGUUACUGCACGCUGGAGUCACUAAGGUCACUACAAUAAAUACUCGCAGUGCUAUUGAUCCCUCACCAUCGAGUGCAUCUGGCAUGAAAAUGGAAGAUUGAAGACUCCUGGACUCCACGUCUACGUGACUCUUUUCCUCUGAGGAACAGACAGAACCGGAUCAACGGGCGCUGAAGAGGCGGAGCUGCGGCGUGCCAUACUGUCACUUUUCUGUGCCUGUGCUUUAACUUUAUUUGGACGAAAGCUUUCUGAGUCCUGCUUUCUGUGUCUUUGCAGUAACUCUGUGACGCUUUAUUUCUUUUUGUCUUGCAGCUAUUUAAAUACCGAGUGUGCUAUUGUGAUGUUUCCCUGUUACGUCAUCUCUUGUUACGCUUGAAGAGAACUUCAGCAUAAAUUAUUCUUAAACUGACGCCUCACUUUAUGGAAACUGAGGUUCUUUGGGAUUUUACUGGUAUCUGUUACGACCACUGUUAGAGUCUGGUCACACGAGGACGUGGCUACACCUCACUCUGAAAGACACCUGGGCCCGGGUGUUCAAAAUAAUCUGAUUGAUUAAAUCUUUGGAUCAAAUCUAGACAACUCUAAAGAAAAAGGAUCAUAUAAUCCAGUUUUGGUUUAAACCAGAUGAACCUUCAGCUCAUGUUGAAAACUUCUGAGUAAGAUUGGGUUAACUUUGAUCUAAAUAAUCUGGAUUAUCCUGACCCCAGAAGAAUCCUGGAUUAUGACUGGAUUACAAGGGGUAAAUGUAGGUUAACCUGUAGAUGGAAAAACAUCAAUACCAAACAUGAAGUAUUUAUUCAGAGCAGCUCUGUGGAUGCUUCAGUAUGCAUGGAUUUGGUGCCCCCUGUGGCUAAUGUAUGAAAUCUCAUGUAGAGCUCUGGUAAUCCGGAUUGAUUAAUCCUUUUAUAUGCUUCUGGAUCAGGUUGAUCUAAUCCAGUUGUGCUUUGAAAACCAGGACAGAAGUAAACUGGAUUACCUGACCCUGGAUAGAAAAGAAGUGGAUUGCUUAAUCCAGAUCUGAUCCAGAUUGAACUGUUCUAACGUCCGGGUCCGGGGUUCCAUUAAUCCAGAUAAGCUAACUCGCUAGAAGCUAGCAAACUGCUGUAGCUAAUAAGCACACUGCUAACAGGCUAACUAGCCAUGAACUCUUUGAUCUAGCUUCAGCAUUGACAUUCUAAAAUCAGACUACAGCGCCUCCUCUCAGUCAGUGGCCACUUCUGGUAUUGUGUCUCAAAUCUCUCCUUAAAGCAUCAAAACAUAACCUUCAAACUAAAGACUCUUUAAAUAACGUUUACUACAAGUCUGGCUGUUACAGAUUUUUGCUUCACGGAGGUUUCAGUGUCAUCGUCGUAAACAGAGAAAACCCAAACGCAAAAAAAACAUCAUUUGUUAAGGACUAUAGAGAGGUUAUUUCAGGUCUCAUCUGUCAGUUAACUUUUUUAUUAACAAGUUUUCAAAGCGGAGAACAAACACUCCUCCACACUACCAAACUCUGAAUCUUUAAACAGUUACUGCUUCACGUUUUUGUGGAACGACAGACUUUUUUUAUUCUCAUAGGUUAGUUCUUUACCUCCGUGGGCUUCAGCUCUCUACCUUAGUCCUUAAACUCUCUGUUCUGAUUAUCUUUCUUUUGUUUGUUUGUUUGUUUGUUUUUAAGAAAGAGAUAAUACUUUAUCUUACAGACAUACGCCAACCAGAGAACUGAAACAUGAAUCCUCCUGCUGUGGAUUUUCUGCUCAGAGCGUCCAGGUGAACCUGGAGCUCCCUGUGAAAUGACAAUGUUUUCUUGUACGGCACUUUUGUAAAUAUACUUAAAAAUUUGCUUUGUAUCUGCCAGA